CCUCAAGAAAACCCCCCCCCCUACAAACUUAUUUCCCUCUGCAAAACACAAUGAAUUCUCUCACCCUUUAACUGAACCUCAUAGCCCCCUCACUUCCUCCCAGGAAGCCAUCCAUCAACCCACCCAACCUUAAACCGCGCCUCCAGCCACCACUCCCAAAAAUGAACACCAUCGACGCAACAGAGCACUACUCAACCAGUGCCCACGACCGACCCCCCUCCCUCCUAACCGUCAUCCUCGACACCAACCCGCACGCCUGGGCCCAACUAAGCAGCCAAUCCGCCCUCCCCCUCUCAACAGCCGUCGCCAACAUCCUCGUCUUCCUCAACGCCCACCUGGCCUGCAACUACGCCAACGAAGUCGCCGUCGUCGCCUCGCACACCCAAAAGGCCACAUGGCUGUAUCCGGUCGCCGCCGCCUCACCCGACUCAAACCAACCCCCCCGCGACAAGGACGGCGACACGCCCAUGCCCUCCCACAACCGACCCCCGCCGCCCCACGAAAUGAACAAAUACCGCCCCUUCCGCAUCGUCGAAGAACAAGUCACCCAGAACCUGCACAGGUUACUCGGCGGCACCACGGCCGACGAUCUCUCCGCGACGACCUCCACCCUGAUGGCGGGGGCCUUGACGCUGGCGCUGAGCCACAUCAACCGCCGGACGAUCGCUUGGGCCGAGGCGCACGGCGGGGAGACGGAUCCCAACGCCCACGCCAACAACACCACUACUACUAGCACCAACACAGCUGGAGGCGCCGCCGCCGCAUCUGGUGGUGACAAGGCUAGCACCGAAUCCGGCUUGCAGUCGCGCAUCCUCAUCCUCAGCGUCAGCAGCGCCACCGGCGCCGCGCACCAGUACAUCCCCAUCAUGAACGCCAUCUUCGCCUGCCAGCGCCUGCAGAUCCCCAUCGACGUGUGCAAGCUGGCCGGCGACGCCGUCUUCCUGCAGCAGGCCGCCGACGCCACCAAGGGCGUGUACAUGGCCCUCGCCGAGCCCCGGGGGCUGCUCCAGUACCUGAUGAUGGCGUUUCUGCCGGACCAGCGCUCCCGCCGGCAUCUGAUCCUCCCCACGCGCGUGGAUGUCGAUUUCCGCGCCGCGUGCUUCUGUCACCGCCGCGUCGUGGAUAUCGGGUUCGUGUGCUCGAUCUGUCUGAGUAUCUUCUGCGAGCCGUUGGAGAAGGGCGAGUGUUUGACCUGUGGGUCCGUGUUGGAGAUGGGCGACUACGGGGCCAAGCCGGCGGUGGUCGCCCGGAAGAAGAAAAAGAAGAAGGUUCGUGGGCCGGGCAAUGGGGCCUCGGCCACGCCUACACCGACGCCGACACCUGGUCCGUGAGGGUGACCAGGACAUGCUAUGGCCGCCCUUUUUGGUAGUCACGACAUCGCUACUGUUCUGGGUAUACAAGGCACGAAAUAUCUAGAGCAACCCACGCCACGGGAAUUACUGUAUUAUCUGUGGCCUCUUAGGCUGGGAAAACUAACUAGGAAACGGAUACCCUCUAUUCCUCCCUCUUGUUGCCCGCCUCAGCUCAACACAUUCUGACCUCCACUUGACGAAGCAACGAGCGCUCGGUGCCAGGCCAAACCGUGUUUCCCGGAUCUGGUUCACUGGUGGAAGAGCUAUGAGCGAGAAUAGACUUGGAUCGUCGCCCCAACAAUGGAAUUGACACGAAGCAUCGAUCGAGAAUCUGGCCUU
Molecule: messenger RNA, 1691 nt
Organism: Aspergillus brunneoviolaceus CBS 621.78
Lineage: Eukaryota; Fungi; Ascomycota; Eurotiomycetes; Eurotiales; Aspergillaceae
Product: TFIIH/NER complex subunit TFB4
Exons: 2
Coding region: 162-1331 (389 amino acids)
Biological process (GO): regulation of DNA-templated transcription; nucleotide-excision repair
Cellular component (GO): transcription factor TFIIH core complex; transcription factor TFIIH holo complex
Source: RefSeq, a predicted model, not a curated record